CAACAUGGCUGUGUACAAAUUAAUUCUCUUUUUACUAAGUAUAACCACAGCAGCGAACGUAAGCUGUGAAGCAAAGUACCGAGAAAUCAAUGAGACAAGUCUGAAGCAAGCAAAAAAUUCGUUGAGGAGCUUCCCGUCAAAUUUUAUGUUUGGUACUGCAACAGCAGCAUAUCAGAUCGAAGGCGCUUGGAACGAAGGAGGUAAAGGAUGGUCAAUGUGGGAUCACUUGGUCCGAACUGCACCCGAUCAUAUAUAUGACAAUACAAAUGGCGACGUAGCAGCCAACUCCUACUAUUUGUACAAACGUGACGUAGAAAUGCUUAAAGAACUGGGAGUAAAUAUCCACAGGUUCUCUAUAUCCUGGCCUAGAAUACUCCCUUAUGGCCGACCAGACUACGUAAAUCCAGAAGGAGUGGCGUAUUACAACAAUUUUAUCAACGAACUGUUAGCUAAUAAUAUUACACCGUUUGUAACUAUCUAUCAUUGGGAUUUGCCGCAGAAUUUAAAUGAGCAAGGCGGAUGGUUGACUGAAGAUAUAGUAGAUUGGUUCGGGGAUUAUUCCCGAGUAUUAUUUCAACAGUUCGGUGAUAGAGUAAAACAUUGGCUGACAAUAAAUGAACCGUAUGUUCACUGUUUCCUGGGUCAUGGCAUUGGAUUGCAUGCACCAAGGAUAAGUUCACCAGGACAAGGCUUCUACGAUUGCGGUCGACAUGCCCUUCUUGGGCACGCAAGGGCCUACCACAUAUACGAUACAGAGUUCAGAGCUGCACAGGGUGGUCGAGUCGGAAUAGUUUUGGAUGCUGACAUGUAUUUACCUAGUAGUGAUUCUGAGGAUGAUGUCCAAGCAGCUCAAGAUAUGUUCGACUUCACACUAGGACAAUACAUUGACCCAAUAUACACUGAGAAUGGGAACUACCCUCAAAGAUUCGUUCACCUAAUCGCCGAAGCAAGUGCGAGACAAGGCCUCUCAGAAUCAAGACUGAGACCGCUCACUCAAGAACAGAUAGACUACGUGAAAGGAACUUCUGACUUCCUAGCAUUAAAUCACUAUAGUACUAGCUACGUUUACAGGAAUUCUUCUGUCAUCGGUAUGCACCCUGUACCAUCUUAUUUGGAUGAUGUUCAGGCUGGGACUUACAAAGAUACUUCGUUGCCGUUAGCAAUUGGUGGCUGGAUAUCGGCAUAUGGCCCAGGACUAUAUAAGAUAUUGAAGUACAUUAAAGAUAAUUACAACAAUCCCCCGAUCUACAUCGCAGAAAAUGGAUGGUCAACUCUCGAGGGUCUGAACGACGAUGACCGAGUAUACUACUUCAGAAGUUACUUGACUGGAGUCUUGGACGCUAUUGAUGAUGGGGUAGAUGUAAGAGCAUACUGCGCUUGGAGCCUGAUGGACAAUUUCGAGUGGGCUAUGGGUUAUACUGUAAGAUUUGGAUUAUAUGAAGUCGACCCGAAUGAUCCAGAGAAGGUCAGAAUGCCGCGUAAAUCAGCGCUCGUAUACAAGGAGAUCAUCAGGAGUAGAGUGAUAGAUCCAGAAUAUAAUCCAGACCCGUACGAGACAGAUGGAAGCUACGUCGUCAAAACUUCCUGCCUCUUUGUAAUAACUCUAGCUGUACUUAAUAUUGUAUUAUAGAAUAUAUAUAGAAUAAAUUAACUAACGGAUACUUAUAGUUUUUGGAUUGUUGUUGUACGCUAUAGAAAUGAAAUGAAAUUUCUUUAUUCAUUUAGGCACAAUUUGUACGCUCUAAAACUCAAUUUUGAUGCCAUCGGUUCAAAGGGUUAACUAACUAGUUAACACUGUGACUGAAGUAGCUAAACCUCUGUUUCAGGCGUAAAGAGCUUAUAUUAAAAGUAAAUAAUCACAAAAAAGAGAAACUUAAUACAGUAAAAUGGUAAAAGUUAAAUCUACAGGUUAAGUAUAUAAGUAAACAAUGUCUUCAA
Leptidea sinapis is the source of this 1938-nucleotide messenger RNA. RefSeq names its product myrosinase 1-like. Gene Ontology annotation, biological process: carbohydrate metabolic process. The record is from RefSeq and is a predicted model, not a curated record. Gene Ontology annotation, molecular function: beta-glucosidase activity. NCBI's taxonomy places the organism in Eukaryota, Metazoa, Arthropoda, Insecta, Lepidoptera, Pieridae. The coding region runs from base 5 to 1630 and encodes 541 amino acids. The transcript has 6 exons.